UUGAAGAAGAAGGUGGCUCCCGGAAGGGGAGCGACAAACUGCUGUACCUCUGCCGUUCAGGAUCCCGGUUUCUUAUUUAUUCGUUACCCCUUUUCUUCUUUCUCCUUCCCGAAACCUCCUCCUCUCCUCCCUUCUUUUGUUUCCUUUUUGGGAGCCGACAACUCCCCGGAAAGGGAGAAAAGGCUUUCUUUCUGCCCUUCUCCUCCCCGCCUUUUCCCCUCCCCCUCCUUCCCCUCCCCCGGCCUUUUCCUCCCUACUCCGGGAGAUCUUUCCCGGUGGCCGCCCGGACGGGGUCUGAGCGCUUAGGCGGCGGUGGCGCAGGCUUUUUGUAGCGAGAUUUGCGCCUGCGCAGCGCGACUGCCUCGCCAUGCACGGGGGUGGCCCCCCCUCCGGGGACAGCGCAUGCCCGCUGCGCACCAUCAAGAGAGUGCAGUUCGGAGUCCUGAGUCCAGAUGAGUUGAAACGGAUGUCUGUGACAGAGGGUGGCAUCAAAUACCCAGAGACAACCGAGGGAGGUCGCCCCAAGCUUGGGGGACUCAUGGAUCCACGGCAGGGAGUUAUUGAGCGAACUGGCCGCUGCCAAACAUGUGCAGGUAACAUGACUGAGUGUCCUGGCCACUUUGGCCACAUCGAACUGGCCAAGCCUGUGUUUCAUGUGGGUUUCCUGGUGAAGACAAUGAAGGUUUUACGCUGUGUCUGCUUCUUCUGCUCCAAACUGCUCGUGGAUUCCAACAACCCAAAGAUUAAGGACAUCCUGGCCAAAUCUAAGGGGCAGCCCAAGAAACGGCUUACACACGUCUAUGACCUUUGCAAGGGCAAAAACAUCUGUGAAGGUGGAGAAGAAAUGGACAACAAGUUUGGAGUGGAGCAGCCUGAGGGGGAUGAGGAUCUGACCAAAGAGAAGGGCCAUGGUGGCUGUGGGCGGUACCAGCCACGGAUCCGGCGCUCUGGCCUGGAGCUGUAUGCUGAGUGGAAGCAUGUUAAUGAAGACUCUCAGGAGAAGAAGAUCUUGCUGAGUCCAGAGCGAGUCCAUGAAAUCUUCAAGCGCAUCUCAGAUGAGGAGUGUUUUGUUCUGGGCAUGGAGCCUCGCUACGCCCGGCCUGAGUGGAUGAUUGUCACGGUGUUGCCUGUGCCUCCUCUCUCCGUGCGUCCUGCUGUGGUGAUGCAGGGUUCUGCCCGCAACCAGGAUGAUCUGACUCACAAACUGGCUGACAUCGUGAAGAUCAAUAAUCAGCUGCGGCGAAAUGAGCAGAAUGGUGCGGCUGCCCAUGUCAUCGCAGAGGAUGUGAAGCUCCUCCAGUUCCAUGUGGCCACCAUGGUGGACAAUGAAUUGCCUGGCUUACCCCGUGCCAUGCAGAAGUCUGGCCGUCCCCUCAAGUCCUUGAAGCAACGGUUGAAGGGCAAGGAAGGACGGGUUCGAGGGAAUCUAAUGGGCAAACGAGUUGACUUCUCAGCCCGUACUGUCAUCACGCCCGACCCUAACCUAUCCAUCGACCAAGUUGGUGUGCCCCGCUCCAUUGCUGCCAACAUGACCUUUGCAGAGAUUGUCACUCCCUUCAACAUUGACAGACUUCAGGAAUUAGUACGCAGGGGAAACAGCCAGUAUCCAGGAGCAAAGUACAUCAUUCGAGACAACGGUGAUCGAAUUGACUUGCGUUUCCAUCCUAAACCCAGUGACCUGCACCUGCAGACUGGCUAUAAGGUGGAGCGGCACAUGUGUGACGGGGACAUCGUUAUCUUCAAUCGUCAGCCAACUUUGCACAAAAUGUCCAUGAUGGGGCAUCGAGUCCGCAUCCUCCCUUGGUCUACUUUUCGCUUGAAUCUUAGUGUGACAACACCAUACAAUGCAGACUUCGAUGGGGAUGAGAUGAAUUUGCACCUGCCACAGUCUCUGGAGACACGGGCAGAAAUCCAGGAGUUGGCCAUGGUGCCUCGAAUGAUUGUCACCCCCCAGAGCAAUCGACCUGUCAUGGGUAUUGUGCAAGACACGCUCACAGCAGUACGCAAAUUCACGAAGAGAGAUGUCUUCCUGGAGCGGGUAUGUGAUCCAAAUGGAAGCUUUGGUGGGCAAAAGGAUAAAAGGGUCUUAAAGUAUGAAAGAGCCAGGGAAGGAGAGCUAUACUUUGGAGUCAUUGCUGUUGUGGGGCAGCAGAACGUGGAGGGCAAACGGAUCCCGUUUGGAUUUAAGCAUCGGACUCUUCCUCACUUUAUCAAGGAUGAUUAUGGUCCUGAGAGUCGAGGCUUUGUAGAGAACUCAUACUUGGCUGGUCUCACACCCACUGAGUUCUUCUUCCAUGCCAUGGGAGGACGAGAAGGUCUCAUCGACACAGCCGUUAAGACUGCUGAGACUGGGUAUAUUCAGCGAAGGCUGAUAAAAUCCAUGGAGUCGGUGAUGGUGAAAUAUGACGCAACUGUGCGGAACUCCAUCAACCAAGUGGUUCAGCUGCGCUAUGGAGAAGACGGCCUCGCAGGCGAGAGCGUUGAGUUCCAGAAUCUGGCUACACUUAAACCUUCUAACAAAGCUUUUGAGAAGAAGUUCCGUUUUGAUUAUACCAAUGAGAGAGCCCUGCGGCGAACUCUACAGGAGGAUCUGGUAAAGGAUGUGCUGAGCAAUGCACACAUACAGAAUGAACUGGAACGGGAAUUUGAGCGGAUGCGUGAGGAUCGGGAAGUUCUCAGGGUCAUCUUCCCAACUGGUGACAGCAAGGUGGUCCUGCCCUGUAACCUCCUGCGUAUGAUCUGGAAUGCUCAGAAAAUCUUCCACAUCAACCCUCGGCUUCCCUCUGACCUGCACCCCAUCAAAGUGGUAGAGGGAGUCAAGGAAUUAAGCAAAAAGUUGGUCAUCGUGAACGGGGAUGAUCCACUAAGUCGGCAGGCGCAGGAGAAUGCCACGUUGCUCUUCAACAUCCACCUAAGAUCCACACUCUGCUCCAGACGCAUGGCUGAGGAGUUCCGGCUAAGUGGAGAGGCCUUUGACUGGCUGCUUGGGGAGAUAGAGUCCAAGUUCAACCAAGCCAUUGCCCAUCCUGGAGAAAUGGUGGGAGCUCUGGCUGCACAGUCCCUUGGAGAACCUGCCACUCAGAUGACUCUGAACACUUUUCACUAUGCUGGUGUGUCUGCCAAGAAUGUGACUCUGGGUGUUCCUCGACUUAAGGAGCUCAUCAAUAUUUCCAAGAAGCCAAAGACCCCUUCGCUCACUGUCUUCCUAUUAGGCCAAUCUGCUCGAGAUGCCGAGCGGGCCAAGGACAUUCUAUGCCGCUUGGAACAUACAACAUUAAGAAAAGUGACUGCCAACACAGCCAUCUAUUAUGACCCCAACCCCCAGAGCACAGUGGUAGCAGAGGAUCAGGAAUGGGUGAAUGUAUACUAUGAGAUGCCUGACUUUGAUGUGGCCCGAAUAUCCCCCUGGCUGCUACGGGUGGAGCUGGACCGAAAGCACAUGACUGAUCGGAAGCUCACUAUGGAGCAGAUAGCCGAAAAAAUCAAUGCAGGUUUUGGUGAUGAUUUGAAUUGCAUCUUCAAUGAUGAUAACGCAGAGAAGUUGGUCCUUCGUAUCCGCAUUAUGAACAGUGAUGAAAACAAGAUGCAGGAGGAAGAAGAGGUGGUGGAUAAGAUGGAUGAUGAUGUUUUCUUGCGGUGUAUUGAGUCCAACAUGCUGACAGAUAUGACCCUGCAGGGGAUCGAGCAGAUUAGCAAGGUGUACAUGCACUUACCUCAGACUGACAACAAGAAGAAGAUCAUUAUCACAGAAGAUGGAGAGUUCAAGGCCCUGCAAGAAUGGAUCUUGGAGACUGAUGGUGUGAGCUUGAUGCGGGUGCUGAGCGAGAAGGAUGUGGACCCUGUGCGCACCACGUCCAAUGAUAUCGUGGAGAUCUUCACGGUGCUGGGUAUUGAGGCUGUGCGGAAGGCUCUAGAGCGGGAACUGUACCAUGUCAUCUCCUUUGACGGUUCCUAUGUCAAUUAUCGGCAUUUGGCUCUCUUGUGUGACACCAUGACCUGUCGCGGCCACUUGAUGGCCAUCACUCGUCACGGAGUCAACCGCCAGGACACUGGACCGCUCAUGAAAUGCUCCUUUGAGGAAACGGUGGACGUGCUUAUGGAAGCAGCUGCCCAUGGGGAGAGUGACCCCAUGAAGGGAGUCUCUGAGAACAUCAUGCUAGGCCAGCUUGCUCCAGCUGGCACUGGGUGUUUUGACCUCCUGCUUGAUGCUGAGAAGUGCAAAUAUGGCAUGGAGAUCCCAACCAAUAUCCCUGGCCUAGGGGCUGCCGGACCUACUGGAAUGUUCUUUGGCUCUGCACCCAGUCCAAUGGGAGGAAUAUCUCCUGCAAUGACACCCUGGAACCAGGGUGCAACCCCAGCCUAUGGUGCCUGGUCCCCAAGUGUUGGGAGUGGGAUGACCCCAGGAGCAGCUGGCUUCUCGCCCAGUGCUGCAUCUGAUGCCAGUGGCUUCAGCCCAGGUUACUCUCCUGCAUGGUCUCCCACACCAGGCUCUCCAGGCUCCCCUGGACCCUCAAGUCCAUACAUCCCCUCCCCAGGCGGUGCUAUGUCUCCCAGCUACUCACCAACAUCACCUGCGUAUGAGCCACGCUCCCCUGGGGGCUAUACACCCCAGAGCCCCUCAUAUUCCCCUACUUCACCUUCCUACUCCCCAACCUCUCCAUCUUACUCUCCAACCAGUCCCAACUAUAGCCCUACUUCUCCUAGCUACUCGCCAACCUCUCCCAGCUACUCGCCAACCUCUCCUAGCUACUCCCCAACCUCUCCUAGUUACUCCCCAACCUCUCCUAGUUACUCCCCAACAUCUCCAAGCUAUUCACCAACAUCUCCCAGUUACUCGCCAACUUCUCCCAGCUACUCCCCAACAUCCCCAAGCUAUUCCCCAACAUCUCCCAGCUACUCACCAACAUCACCAAGCUAUUCUCCCACCUCGCCCAGUUACUCACCAACAUCUCCAAGCUAUUCUCCUACAUCUCCAAGCUACUCACCAACUUCUCCAAGUUACUCACCCACCAGCCCUAACUAUUCUCCAACUAGUCCCAAUUAUACCCCUACAUCGCCCAGCUACAGCCCAACAUCACCUAGCUACUCACCUACUAGUCCAAACUACACACCGACCAGCCCUAACUACAGCCCAACCUCUCCAAGCUAUUCCCCAACUUCACCCAGUUACUCCCCCACCUCACCAAGCUACUCUCCCUCCAGCCCACGGUACACACCACAGUCUCCAACCUACACACCAAGCUCUCCCAGCUACAGCCCCAGCUCUCCCAGCUACAGCCCUACUUCACCCAAGUAUACCCCAACUAGUCCUUCCUACAGUCCCAGCUCUCCAGAGUAUACCCCAACCUCUCCCAAAUACUCACCUACAAGCCCUAAAUAUUCACCUACUUCUCCCAAGUAUUCUCCUACAAGCCCUACUUACUCACCUACCACCCCAAAAUACUCGCCAACCUCUCCCACAUACUCACCGACUUCUCCAGUCUACACCCCAACCUCCCCCAAGUACUCACCAACUAGCCCCACCUACUCACCCACUUCCCCCAAGUACUCGCCCACCAGUCCCACCUACUCGCCCACCUCUCCCAAGGGCUCCACUUACUCGCCCACUUCCCCUGGCUACUCGCCCACUAGCCCCACCUAUAGCCUCACCAGCCCAGCCAUCAGCCCAGAUGACAGUGAUGAGGAAAACUGAGCAGGGCACAGCGGCAGCAGGUUAGGGUCAGACAACUCAGUGGCCUACAAAGUCACUUCCUUCAAGUUGUGACCCUAACCUGGUUCCCUUGUACAUAACUCCUUGUGACAGAAUCCUCUGAAGUUCUGGAUCCCACUUUUGCUGGGGCUUUUCCAUCUGUUCUUCUCUCAUCUGUCUUGGGACUCACUGAAGCUACAGGGUUUUGUUACCCCACUCUUCCAUGCCUGACUUCACAGUGAAGGUCUUUGCUUGUCUGUGACUUGAUUGGGAUUAAAGGCAUUUUAACAUCCUGCUUUGGGUCAUACAAAUGAUCUGGAAGAACAAAGCUUAAACUGCCUUUUGUCUGUUAUUUUUUUGGAAUUUAAAUAAAGUUUACUAAUUUUGACCAAAA
Messenger RNA from Alexandromys fortis (reed vole), 6083 nucleotides. It is a transcript of the gene Polr2a, whose product is annotated as RNA polymerase II subunit A. The transcript has 26 exons. Gene Ontology annotation, molecular function: DNA binding. Lineage: Eukaryota; Metazoa; Chordata; Mammalia; Rodentia; Cricetidae. Gene Ontology annotation, cellular component: RNA polymerase II, core complex. The coding region runs from base 368 to 5692 and encodes 1774 amino acids. Gene Ontology annotation, biological process: transcription by RNA polymerase II. The record is from RefSeq and is a predicted model, not a curated record.